UCGUAACAGCUGAAUGUCAAACGUACAGUGACAACUAAAUAAUUUAAAUAUUAAUUUUAUUAUGGGUGACGAAAAAUUAAAUUCUAGUAAAAAAUGUGAUAAAAAUAAUUUUAAUGUCAUAAUUAUUGGCGGUGGGAUAGCUGGACUAUCCGCCGCUAAUUAUCUUAUUAAAAAUGGCAUGGAAGACUUUGUAAUUUUAGAAGCUAGAAAACGUAUCGGUGGUCGUAUCGUAUCCAUACCAUUGAAGAAUCACAACAUAGAGUUGGGAGCUAACUGGAUUCAUGGUGUAUUGGGGAACCCUAUAUUUGAAAUGGCUAUGGCGAAUAGUCUCGUGAACAUUAUCAACAUACCCAAACCUCACAAGGUAAUAGCAGCUACAGAAGACGGAAAGCAAGUACCCUUCGGAGUUCUUCACGAAAUACAUGAAGCUUACGUAUGCUUUCUAAGGCGUUGCGAAGAAUAUUUCCUUUGUCAAUACCUUCCACCUCCUGAUAUCCACAGUGUUGGAGAACAUAUAAACUUGGAAGCUACUAUUUAUUUAGAACGCUUACCAUCAUCCGAAGAAAAAAAACUCAGAAGACUAAUAUUUGAUUGUUUGCUGAAAAGAGAAACUUGUAUAUCUGGAUGUAAUAGUAUGGAUGAAAUUGAUUUGUUAGAAAUAGGUAGUUACACAGAAUUACAAGGCGGAAAUAUUAUAAUACCUACAGGUUUUAGUUCAAUACUUGAACCAAUGACAAAAAACAUACCUGGGUGUAAAAUAUUAUCACAAAAUCCUGUAAUAAAAAUUGUCUGGGAUUCCGAUCAGCACAGUUCAUUGAGGCCUUUGGAUGAUGUUGGAGAAGAGUCUGAAGAUUCAGAUCAAACAGUCAUUGAAGAUACUUCCAAAAUCUCUAACAAUGAUACUGUGAAUUCUGCUGAAGGUACUUCAAUUACAGAUGAGCACAAACCAAAGAAAAAAAAUUUUAAUUAUGUGGAAGUAGUGUGUGAAAAUGGACAAAGUUAUUAUGCCAAUCAUGUGAUAUGUACAAUACCAUUAGGUGUUCUCAAAGAAAAUUCAUCAAAUUUAUUUGAACCUAAAUUACCUCAGUACAAAAUGGAGUCAAUUGAAAGACUUUUAUUUGGUACAGUAGAUAAAAUAUUCUUAGAAUAUGAAAGACCAUUUCUAAAUCCAGAAAUAACAGAAAUUAUGUUAUUGUGGGACAAUUCAGUAACAUCUGAAGAUAUGUCUGACUCAUGGUAUAAGAAAAUUUAUUCUUUUAGCAAAGUCACUGAAACUCUUUUGCUGGGUUGGGUUUCUGGAAAAGAGGCAGAAUAUAUGGAAACUUUGUCUAUGGAAGAUGUAGGUACUACAUGCACCAAAAUAUUGCGAAAAUUUUUAAAUGACCCUUUUGUACCAGAGCCACAAAGAUGUGUUUGUACAAGUUGGAAAAAACAGCCAUAUACUCGAGGAUCAUAUACUGCACUUGCAGUAGGAGCCAGUCAAAGUGAUAUUGAAAGUAUAGCACAACCAUUAUUCAGAAAUGUUCAUGACAAAAAGCCAGUAUUGCUUUUUGCUGGAGAGCAUACCCAUAGCAGUUUCUACUCAACAGCUCAUGGUGCUUAUCUCUCUGGACAAUCUGUGGCGCGACGUUUAUUGGCUGCUGAUGACCCUACUGAAAAUAAUCUUGAUUGUCCUCGUUCAGCAGACCUCAACUCUUGGAUUCAAGGUAUACAACUGGAAGAGUAACAAGCCUUAAAGUUUAAGUGCUGGGCAUUAUGAAUGCCAUGCAAAUACAACUUUAGUACAGUGUCUUGAUUUCAGUGUAAAAACAUCUUUAGUAAAUACCUAAUAUUCUUUCAUGACUAAUAACGAAUUUAUAUUUUCUAGUAUCAGUAAAGUCUCUUGACCUUCAUAUUGAAAGUUUAUUAUAAAACAAUUACUAUGACUUAUGUGAACAGCCCUUUAUCACAAAAAUCAAUACUCAAGUACUCAAUAUGUUGAGCAAAAUAGUACAUUAUUUUAUUACUUACAGUGUAAGUUCUAAGGCUGUUCACGUAAGUCAUAGUAAUUGUUUUAUGAUAAACAUUCAAUAUGAAGGUCAAGAGACUUUACUGAUACUACACUACUACACACGCUUCUAUCUUAUUACUCAAAGAACAAGGAGCAUUUUUGUAAUUGAAUUAAAAAAAUAUACUGGUUAACUUUGUUUACUGUUUAGAAAAAAUGUUGCAAAAUAGAGAUAUAUCAAGCCAUAGUCACUAUUCACUCAUACUCUCAAGAAUAGUUUAGAGUAUAGAGCUUUCGAAAUAUGUAAACAACAUUUCUGCCCUUCUGACCUCUGAGUUGUAGUCCAUAUUUCAAAUGAUGUAGAUAUUUAGGUAUAAGAAGGUGAAACGUUAAAAUAAAAUAUACAUGGUAGGUUUCUGUCAUAUUCUCAUCAUUAAUAGAUCGCAAAUAUUAUAGUAUACAAGGAAACACAUGUUUUUGUCAGUUUAUCAUAGACCGAAACAUCACCACAGCUUAUUAUCGCAGAGUCAUUAAGAUCCUUACAUUCAGUAAGGACCUAUCACAUCUGAAAUAUUAU
Molecule: messenger RNA, 2564 nt
Organism: Achroia grisella
Lineage: Eukaryota; Metazoa; Arthropoda; Insecta; Lepidoptera; Pyralidae
Product: spermine oxidase
Exons: 3
Coding region: 62-1726 (554 amino acids)
Molecular function (GO): polyamine oxidase activity
Source: RefSeq, a predicted model, not a curated record